AUGGCUUUUCUUGAUCCACGUAGCUGUGAAUGUGUGAAGUCCGAACUAGAUUUAUUCGCUUUACCGACUACCCAAACUAGCAUUGAAAAUGGACAGUGGUUGCACUACAACACUUUAAACAGCAUUACAGACGAUGGUCCUUUGGAAUUUGUGGUGAACGGGGCCGAUGAGUACAUCGAUCUAUCGCACACGCUUCUUUUGCUGAAUGUAAAACUUGUUAAGGAGGAUGGGACAAAUUUUGCUGCUACCGAUAAAAUUGCACCUGUUAAUAACAUUUUACAUUCUCUGUUUAGCCAGAUUGACGUUUAUCUAAAUCAAAAAUUAAUUUCACCCCCAAAUAACACGUAUGCUUACAAAUCGUAUAUUGAAACUUUGCUAAAUUAUGGCCCAGCUGCUAAAAAUUCUCACCUAACGUGCGGCUUGUGGUACCCCGAUACACCCGGAAAAAUGGAUAACGCCGAUGAUGAUAACGAUGGAUAUAAGAAACGUAAAAUGUUUACAAAAGAAAGUAAAGAAGUAGAUCUGAUCGGGCAUCUUAAUUGCGAUCUUUUCAAUCAGAGUAAAUUUUUAAUUAACGGUGUGGAGUUACGAGUAAAAUUGGUUCGUUCAAGAAAUAAUUUUGCAUUAAUGGCCGAUGGAACGACGACCGGAAAAAUACAAAUUAACAACGCCACGCUACUUGUGCGACGAGUUAAAAUAAGCCCAACCGUGAUGUUAGCUCACGCAAAAGCUUUGGAAUUGUCAUCUGCGAAGUAUCCCAUCACUCGCACCGAGAUAAAAGUACUGACGCUGCCUCAAGGUGUACUUUCCAAAUCUCUGGAUAAUAUCUUUUUGGGUCAACUGCCAAAACGUAUUGCUGUAUGCUUUGUAUCAAACAAGGCAUUCAACGGUGACUUUACGUUGAAUCCAUUCAACUUUCAACAUUUCAACUUGAACUUUAUGGUUCUAUAUGUCGACGGUCACCAAGUACCGUGUAAACCAUUUCAGCCUGAUUUUGCGGGACCAAGUAAAAAAUACGUUACCAUGUAUCACACGUUAUUUUCCGGGACCGGAAUGCAUUUUCUUAAUGAGGGAAAUGAUAUAUCACGCGAAGCUUAUUCGGGAGGGUACAGCGUCGCCGUUUUUGAUCUCACGCCGGAUCUUUCAGCGGGUUCCAUGACUCAUUGGAAUCUCGUUAAAAAUGGAAGUGUUAGAUUGGAAGUGGCGUUUCAGACUGCUUUGACGGAAACGACAAACUGUUUAAUUUAUGGAGAAUUUGACAGCGUCAUAGAAAUUGACAAAAAACGCAACGUUGUUGUAGACUUCAGUAGUUAA
Molecule: messenger RNA, 1314 nt
Organism: Zophobas morio
Lineage: Eukaryota; Metazoa; Arthropoda; Insecta; Coleoptera; Tenebrionidae
Exons: 1
Coding region: 1-1314 (437 amino acids)
Biological process (GO): deoxyribonucleotide biosynthetic process
Cellular component (GO): cytosol
Molecular function (GO): ribonucleoside-diphosphate reductase activity, thioredoxin disulfide as acceptor
Source: RefSeq, a predicted model, not a curated record